CCUAGCCGGGCGCCCCGCGGCGUGUUACAUAACGGGCCACGAACCGCGCUCUCGCGAGACUUCCUGCGCGCUUCCCCUUCCCCACUCCACGUCAGAAAGAACCGGGCGGAGCGGCCAACAUGGCGGAACGCAGGCGACACAAGAAGCGGGUCCAGGAAGUUGGUGAGCCAUCCAAAGAGGAGAAGGCAGUAGCCAAGUAUCUUCGAUUCAACUGUCCAACAAAAUCCACCAACAUGAUGGGACAUCGGGUUGACUAUUUCAUUGCUUCAAAAGCAGUGGAUUGCCUUUUGGAUUCAAAAUGGGCCAAGGCUAAGAAGGGAGAGGAAGCUUUAUUUACAACCAGGGAGUCCGUGGUUGACUACUGCAGCAGGCUUUUAAAAAAACAGUUCUUUCACCGGGCACUGAAAGUCAUGAAAAUGAAGUAUGAGAAAGACAUAAAGAAAGAAAAAGAUAAAGGAAAAUCUGAAAGUGGGAAAGAAGAAGACAAAAAGAGCAAGAAAGAAAAUAUAAAGGAAGAAAAGUCAAAAAAGGAAAAAGAGAAAAAAAAAGAUGGUGAGAAGGAAGAUUCCAAAAAGGAGGAAACUCCAGGAACUCCCAAAAAGAAGGAAACUAAAAAAAAGUUCAAACUUGAGCCACAUGAUGAUCAAAUUUUUCUGGAUGGAAAUGAGGUUUAUGUGUGGAUCUAUGACCCAGUUCACAUUAAAACAUUUGUCAUGGGAUUAAUUCUUGUGAUUGCAGUAAUAGCAGCCACCCUCUUCCCCCUCUGGCCAGCAGAAAUGAGAGUAGGGGUUUAUUACCUCAGUGUGGGCGCAGGCUGCUUUGUAGCCAGCAUUCUUCUCCUUGCUAUUGCUCGUUGCAUUCUGUUCCUCAUCAUUUGGCUGAUAACUGGAGGAAGGCACCACUUUUGGUUCUUGCCAAACCUGACUGCCGAUGUGGGCUUCAUUGACUCCUUCAGGCCUCUGUACACACAUGAAUACAAAGGACCGAAAACAGACUUAAAGAAAGACGAGAAAUCUGAAACCAAAAAGCAGCAGAAGUCCGACAGUGAGGAAAAGUCAGAUAGUGAGAAAAAGGAAGAUGAGGAGGGAAAAGCAGGACCAGGAAAUCCUGGAGCAGAAGCCUCGGGUGGAGAACGGCAUUCAGACACAGACAGUGACAGGAGGGAAGAUGACCGGUCCCAGCACAGUAGUGGAAAUGGGAAUGACUUUGAAAUGAUCACAAGAGAGGAACUGGAACAGCAGACUGAUGGGGAUUGUGAUGAGGAGGAAGAUGACAGAGACGGAGAAAGGCCUAAAUCUGCACAUGAAAAAUUGUAAUCUGACUAAUUUGGGAACUGAAUUAAGUGCAAGAGGUUGGAUUUUCUAUGUUGACUGAUCAUUAUGUACACAUGGCAUUUGUAGAGUUCUUUAAAUCUGUUUUCUGAAAUGUAUUUGACAUCUAGUUACAGUCAGCCCUUUGUUUUAUAGAAUAUUGGUACUGUUACUGGUACAGUCUAAAGCCAUGAAUAAGUUUUAUCCAUUUGAUAAUUUUACAGUUAAGUAGGUCUCGUUUUGAUAGUCAUCAAAGAUUCAUUGUCCAAAAAGACAUUUAGAUUAAGGGCAUUUUUGAUAGUUAUAUGGCUUUUUACUGUUAGACUAAUCAAAACAACUAAAGAAACCACAGCAUUUCAGAUUAUGCAUAGUUACAUAGCCAUGUCAGUUUCUUUAGGAUGAAAUUGUUCUUGAUAGCUAUGUUUUUGUUUUUCUUUAUAAAAUUAUACUAGGAAAUUCCUUUUAAAAUUUUUGAGGUAGCAGGGAUCAAGAGCAUUUUGUGGAAACAAACCAACUUAUAACAGUGCAGCAACACUUUUAAUUUAGCUACAAAUUCUCUUUUUCCAACUUAGGAAAUCCACACUGAAUUGUACAGUCAAUUCAGAGAAAGGUGGUCCUCUCCAUCAGAACGUGAAGAGCAUUGAUUGGAAGGUGAGGGCUCUUCCUUUUUCCCCAUCUCCUUAUCAUAACAAAGUGUAUUCUGUACAUAAUUUACAAAUAAAACAUUUUAUUUUAAUUGUUACUUAUUAUUUAGACAUUUCUCAACAGUUAAAUUUGUAAAAUGAAGACCAUGUAAGGGUAUUUUUUUAGAGAUGGAGGUUUCAGUAGCCCACAGACAUUGUGGGCUUUCUGCAGCAGCUUCGGUUUUGUGCCAACAUUCCAUGUAUUUGAAUACGAGUAAAACUGAUCCUUUAAGUAAGAGCAGACCUAAAGUAGCUGUUUGUAUGCCUUACUGUUCAUUUUGAUUUAUCUUAAAUCUUUACAUUAGAAUGGGGACUGUGUUAUCAGACCAGGAGGCACUGCUGUGAAAGACAAUUUGCUGUUCUAAAAUACCAAUUUAAAAUAAAGGAUAUAAAAGAAAACAUAGAAAACCAUCGGACUCUAAUUGCUUCAAACUAGUUUUACCAUUUGAUUUUAUAUUUUAUACACCUUAGUUAAAAAUCUUAGAAAAAUCUUGUUUAUUUAUAAGCAUUCCUUGGAGUUAGGCUCUUACAAACUGAUAGUGAAUAUUAUGUGAUUUUCCUCUCCAGUCACAAUAAGCAUUUUUGCUUUGUAGUUGAAUAGGUGGUAGAAGAUGGCAGUCUUUUUUUCUUUAGGCUGUUUCCCAUCUGAGUAGUUGACUAAAGAUGACCUCUAAUUGUGAUAAAAUGCAUUUUCUGUAUAUUGACACAUCUUAUUAAACGUGGCUUGAUUGCUUCUUUAUGGU
Nannospalax galili (Upper Galilee mountains blind mole rat) is the source of this 2736-nucleotide messenger RNA. RefSeq names its product SEC62 homolog, preprotein translocation factor (gene Sec62). The transcript has 8 exons. Lineage: Eukaryota; Metazoa; Chordata; Mammalia; Rodentia; Spalacidae. Gene Ontology annotation, biological process: post-translational protein targeting to membrane, translocation. The coding region runs from base 120 to 1316 and encodes 398 amino acids. Gene Ontology annotation, cellular component: endoplasmic reticulum membrane; endoplasmic reticulum. The record is from RefSeq and is a predicted model, not a curated record.